GUUCUUUAUGCUACUACCUUAUCCUUCCCCCCACAAAACCCCUGCAACACGCCCACGCAAAACCCUGCUCUUCUAAUGGCAGCAAGCAAGAGCUAAGCUCACGAUGCAUAGAACCACAGGCCCCAUUCUCUUAAAUUCGGAUUCCUAAAUGUUUCUUCAUCUUCCUUCCAGGAACACCCACUUCACAUCUCCGUUUCUUUUCACUCAUGGAGCUUUCUUCUUCUUUCAUUCACGUCCCAAAACCAAGCCGCUCGUCUCCUCUCCCUGAUUUCUCGUUCUCAUCUUCUUUAUCUCAAUUUCCCCUCCAUUUCCACACCAAAACAGCAAAAUUCGUAAAACCCACUUCUCAGGAUCUCCGUAUUUUCGCCGUCGCUGUCGACCCACAAGAGCUGCCCAGUAACAGCCCGCAGAGACUGCUGAAAGAGCUAGCGCAGCGUAGAAGAGCCACUGGUCCAAAGAAGAAGGUUCCUCCGAGGAGAUUCAUACUGAAACCCCCACUAGAUGACAAGAAAUUAGCCGAGAGAUUCCUCAAUAGCCCGCAAUUGUCGCUCAAAUCGUUCCCUCUGCUGAGUUCGUGCUUGCCGUCUUCGCGACUCAACAAUGCUGAUAAAACUUGGAUUGACGAGUACUUGCUUGAAGUUAAGCAAGCUUUAGGCUACCCAUUAGAACCGUCUGAUCAAUUGGGUGAUGACAACCCAGCCAAGCAGUUUGAUACAUUGUUGUACUUGGCGUUUCAGCACCCGUCCUGCGACAGGGCGAAUGCGCGGCACGUGAAAUAUGGGCAUUCGAGGCUUUGGUUCUUGGGUCAGUACGUGCUUGAGCUGGCCCUUGCGGAGUAUUUCUUGCAGAGAUAUCCGAGAGAAUCUCCAGGGCCGAUGAGGGAGCGAGUGUUUGGGUUGAUUGGGAAGAGGAAUUUGCCCAAGUGGAUUAAAGCUGCGAGCUUGCAGAAUUUGAUAUUUCCUUAUGAUGACAUUGACAAGUUGAUUAGGAAGGAGCGUGAGCCAACUGUGAAGUCUGUGUUUUGGGCUCUGUUUGGGGCUAUAUAUUUAUGCUAUGGUAUGCCAGAAGUAUACCGUGUUCUUUUCGAGGUAUUCGGAAUGGAUCCAGAGGCUGAGGACUGUGAGCCAAGGUUGAGAAGACAGCUAGAAGAUGUAGAUUACGUAUCUGUGGAGUUUGAAGGCAAAAAAUUGAGCUGGCAAGAUGUUGCUGCGUACAGACCUCCUGAAGAUGCUCUGUUUGCACACCCAAGGCUAUUCAGGGCUUGUGUUCCUCCAGGCAUGCACCGAUUCCGAGGAAAUAUUUGGGAUUACGACAGCAAACCCCAUGUUAUGCAGACGCUGGGAUAUCCAUUGGCAAUGACCGAUAGAAUCCCGGAGAUUACAGAAGCUAGGAAUAUUGAACUGGGGCUUGGGCUACAGCUCUGCUUUUUGCAUCCGUCGAAAUAUAAGUUUGAGCAUCCUCGGUUUUGCUAUGAGCGGUUGGAAUAUGUGGGCCAAAAGAUACAGGACCUUGUAAUGGCUGAGAGGUUGCUGAUGAAGCAUCUGGAUGCUCCUGGGAGGUGGCUACAGGAGAGGCACCGGCGAAUUCUUAUGAACAAGUUUUGCGGGAGAUAUUUGAGGGAAAAACAACUCCAUCAAUUUAUCAUCUACUCCGAACAGGUUCAAGAUGCAUUUGAACAUAAUCGGAGACUGAGAAACCCUGCGACAACUGCUGUACAGCAAGCCCUUCACGGGCUCUCGUAUACUGUUUACGGGAAGCCAGAUGUGAGGCGCCUCAUGUUUGAGGUUUUUGAUUUUGAGCAAAUCCAACCUAAAGCUGUGUGAAUAUGUCUAGGAAAACGGUGAAAGCUUUGUUACUUUCUUCUUCAACCUUGGAAUUCUUUAUGGAGCAAUUUUUCAUCCUGCUUCUUCUAACAGGAAUUUACCAUUAGUGGUAUUUUAUAAGUUGUAACACAUUCUUCUUUAUUCAUAAUUUAUAUCUCUAUAAUGUUUAAACCCAGCAGACCA
Messenger RNA from Carica papaya (papaya), 2006 nucleotides. Its product is annotated as Ribonuclease III family protein. NCBI's taxonomy places the organism in Eukaryota, Viridiplantae, Streptophyta, Magnoliopsida, Brassicales, Caricaceae. Gene Ontology annotation, cellular component: nucleus. Gene Ontology annotation, biological process: RNA processing; regulation of gene expression. Gene Ontology annotation, molecular function: ribonuclease III activity; double-stranded RNA binding. The record is from RefSeq and is a predicted model, not a curated record.